CUCUGUACAGAAAAUCCGACUGCUAAAUAAAUGGAAAUACCUUCGACUCUAAAGCACAGAGGAUGCUGUAUAUAAUUCUGACCUUCCCCCCUUCGAGCAGUGGAUGGCGCUGAGAAAUUAUGCAACAGAGGCACUGCAGUAAACCCACGUUUAGUCGUUUCCUGUAAUGGGGCUGGCCUGAUCAUCACACUAGAAGACUUGUUUGAAGAAUUUUUAAGCUAUGGAUGAGUUACCUGGGGACCUUAGAGCAUUUCUUCUUAACCACCCUUUUCUUCAGCUUACAGAUGGCAAAAAGAUCAAAUGCACACUGAAUGGUCACGAGUUUCCAUGCAACCUGAAGGAGCUGCAGAAGUUUACUCAAGGAAAGAAAUAUGAGAAACUGAGUACUACAGCACAGUUCAACUACAGCCAGUAUGAACCACACAUUGUGCCAAGCACAAAACAACCCAAUCAGCUCUUCUGUAAACUGACACUCAGACAUCUCAACCGGCAGCCACAUGCUGUUCUAAUACAUGUCAACGGGAAACGCUACAAGAAGGCCCUCUCCAAAUAUGAAGAGUGUGUGCAGCAGGGGAUUGAAUUUGUUCCAGCCAGACUCCAACAGAAAAGGCCCAAACACUUUGAAGAGGUCGUCAGUCGGGGAAAGGCAUCAAAACACGGCAGCAGCAUGUGGGAACCUUCAACCAGUGACGAAGAUCACAGUGACUCCGAAGACAGCAUGAGUGACCUCUAUCCCUCAUCUAUGCUCACUUUAAAAAACCCAGCGGAUGCAAGUAUAGAAGGUGACAGGGAUGGAGAGGAAGAUGACUUCCAAACAGUUGAGGAUGAGGAAAUGGAAGUGGACAAGCAGGCACUGCAGAAACGCAAAAAGGUCCAGGGCAGUGGUUUUCAGAAGAAAUUCAGAAAUAAUCACUGGAAAUCAAGGCAUAAGAAAAAAGGAAAAGGGGGGGAAUAAAAAGUAAAAUGCACUGCAAAUUUUGUACCUAUAUUUUGUCAUGGAGCAGCACUGGUAUCCAGUUUGGUAUAGUCUGACUGACCCUGCCCAACCUUGGUAUGAGUGACCAUCUGUUACCAGAAGAGCAGGGGUUUUUUCUAAUUUUCUGCAAAGGUUGUCUGUUUCACUAGUUGUGGUGUUGCACAAAUCCAACAGUGCUGGUUUUGCAUGAUAUGGAAAUGUGUUUGUCACAGUAAACAGAUUGUUUGGA
Monopterus albus (swamp eel) is the source of this 1205-nucleotide messenger RNA. RefSeq names its product surfeit 2 (gene surf2). The transcript is spliced from 7 exons. The coding region runs from base 221 to 955 and encodes 244 amino acids. Lineage: Eukaryota; Metazoa; Chordata; Actinopteri; Synbranchiformes; Synbranchidae. The record is from RefSeq and is a predicted model, not a curated record.